GAAGAAACUAUGGAGUCUGACGGUGAAGCUGAAACAGUUUCUGAAGCGGACAAGACCGAAGAACUGGCCAGUUUUUCUCGUGUUUCCGCUGUUGCCACAGAGUGGAUGUUGGACUUUCUGUUUAUUACGUUAUGUCGGCGCUUUAAGGAGGGAAACCUCGAUGAAUUCAGUAAGACGCUUUCAGUUGUUGAGGCUAUUUCUCAGGAUGAUUGUCUGAAAGGAGCUGCUCAUAAAGAUAAAAUACUGAUAUGUGCCUUCCUAGCAAGAGUCAUGCACGGAAAAGAACUGGAUGUCCAGUUUGAAGAGGGAAACUCUGCGAUGCCUCUGACGUCUGCUGCCAAAUUAUGGUCGGACCUCAAACACACUGUGGACGAUGACAGUUUGUUCCAAAGCGUCACCGUUCUUUUGCUCGUCCAGUCUGUGGCUGUCUGCCUUGAGCAAGGCAGCAAGUCCUCGGCCUCCUCUGCCCUUAAGUGGUUGGAAAAGUCCCGUGAAUGUCCGCAGAACGUAAGAGUUAAGCUGACAACUGUCGUGACAAAGAUGGAAACUUACCACCCAUUGCUCAGGAGCUUCAGCUUCGACCGCCUGCUGGAGUCGAUCCAGUCCUACUUGGAUACAUACUUGAAGAAGAAUCCAUCUGAUUAUCUUCUCAAGGCAGCUACAGAGGUGGUCCAGUCCUCUCCAGACAUGGAGGAUGAGGUGUCGCAGGACAGUAAUUGCUCAAACUCAAAUAAAUCAGUGCAGAAGAAUAAAAAAUCAAAACGGAAACUACUGCCUUCUGCAAGUUCUGAUUUCUGGAUUCCCGAUGCCAUCAAGAGGUCUUCUGUUUCCGUGAAACGACUCUCCAGACAAGAGUUAUUUCAGGUGACAUCUGCGAAGUCCAUGGAUACUUCCAGGGUGAUUAAUAAAAGAAAAGCACGUGAAAAAUGGACCCCCCGCCUGGAUAAACGUCUUGAAGAUGGUGUAAAAUGUCACGGAGUGGGAAAGUGGUCUCUCAUCCUAAAGGAUUAUGACUUUGAAGGACGUACUGGCACGAUGCUUAAAGACCGCUGGAGGGUUUUAUUGAAUGCGCACUUGAAGUGAGGUGAAGAAAGAAGAGCCCCGCCCCCAUUCAGUGUAUUGUAGUUUGUAAAAAAAAUGACUCGUGCCGUGGUGUAGUUCUUUCAGCCAAUUUGUGUGUGUGUGUAUUUUUCUGAAAAGUUCUCAGCUUUGUUGUACCAUGGUUUGCUAAUUUGUGUUUUUAUCCAUUUUACCACAAGAGGGCGCC
Molecule: messenger RNA, 1267 nt
Organism: Nematolebias whitei (Rio pearlfish)
Lineage: Eukaryota; Metazoa; Chordata; Actinopteri; Cyprinodontiformes; Rivulidae
Gene: terf1
Product: telomeric repeat binding factor (NIMA-interacting) 1
Exons: 9
Coding region: 10-1083 (357 amino acids)
Biological process (GO): telomere maintenance
Cellular component (GO): chromosome, telomeric region; nucleus
Molecular function (GO): protein homodimerization activity; telomeric repeat DNA binding
Source: RefSeq, a predicted model, not a curated record